Molecule: messenger RNA, 516 nt
Organism: Trichoderma gamsii
Lineage: Eukaryota; Fungi; Ascomycota; Sordariomycetes; Hypocreales; Hypocreaceae
Product: RNA recognition domain-containing protein
Exons: 5
Coding region: 1-516 (171 amino acids)
Molecular function (GO): RNA binding
Source: RefSeq, a predicted model, not a curated record
AUGUCGAAGCUUUUCAUUGGCGGCCUGGCAUGGCACACCGAAGAGGCCACUCUUCGCCAAAAGUUUGAGGAGUUUGGCGCUGUUGAGGAAGCGGUUGUUGUGAAGGACCGAGAUACCGGCCGCAGCCGUGGCUUUGGCUUCGUGCGAUACGUGCAAGAAGCUGAUGCCCAAGCUGCUAUUGACGCUAUGAACAAUGUCGAGUUUGACGGGCGAACCAUUCGUGUUGAUAAGGCAUCCGAUAAUGGCCCUCGAGGCGGAGGAGGAUUUGGCAAUCGUGGCAACGGCCAAUCUUACGGAGGCCGAGGUGGCUACGGAGCACCGGCAUACGGAGGAGCACCUGGCUAUGGCGCUCCAAACAUGUAUCAACAGGCUCCGUAUGGUCGUGGGUACCAACAGCAGCAGCCUCAAUAUGGCAUGCCUCCGCAAGGAUACGGUGUCCCAGCCCAGUAUCCCAACUACCAGAAUGGUCCUCAGCAGCCGCCGCAGCCUCCUCAGCAAGGAGGCGGAGCCUACUAA